UAGUUGUAUUACAGCUUCUUAGUACAAGUUAUUACUGAAAACAUGGACCUUAACAUCAUGGAUAAAUUACGAAUACUAGGAAUAGAUGUAGAAUUGCGGCCACAAAUAAAGAUGAAGCCGAUGUGUAGAUACUAUUUUGUAACAUCGACCAACCCCGGUGAACAAUUCUUUGUUUUCGCCUCAAUAGCUGCAUGGCUUAUUAGAAAAACUGGCAAAAAUUUUGAUCAGCCAAACGAAGAGGAUGAUCCAAACACAAUUAUUGCAAUGAUUGUGGAUAUAUUGAGGGAAAAAGAUAUUGCAGUAGACUUUUCUUCACAUAAGUUAAAACAAGGCUAUGGAGACGAAGUCUGUUAUAUUUUAAAUGUUUUAGCGGACGAAGCAUUGAAAUUUGAUAAUUUUGAAUGGCAGAAACCAAUUGUAGACAUACGUGAUACGGAAGAAUCUGUAGAAGACACCGACCAGAUAAUAGAUGAAACUGAAAUAACACUGGAUAAAGUUGAAGACGAAAUGGCUAUUUAUUCCGAAGAAUCGGAAGGAGAGCAAUACAAUGAGAAUGAUGAAAAGGAUUCUAGUCUAGUAAAUAAGAUUCAUGAUUGGGAGGCGUGGAAAUUGGAACUAGAGAGGGUUGCUCCAGCAUUAAGAUUAAAAAUAAGUGCAGAUGGCCGUGAUUGGCGUGCUAGACAUAGCCAAAUGAAGUCUUACAGAGACGAACUACUUGAAAGAUUUAAAACAACUGGAUCGCAAUUGAAUAAAGUCCACAGUAAUAUCAGUUCUACAAUGGAUAAGAUUAACGCUAGAGAGAAUAUACUGAAUGAACAGUUUCAGUCAAAAGUACGAGAAUAUGGAACUUUACUAGACGAAUUAAAUAAAGUCACAAAUGAGUAUAAAGAGGUGAGUGUUGGUGUUACCGAGAGACAGGAAAUGUUAAAUGAACUCACUUUGAAAGUUGAGAAUAUAAAACAACGAACUGAAUCGAAAGGAUCUUCGAUGAACGAUAAUGCCCCAUUAAUAACAGCUAAGAAAGCAGUGGAAACGUUGAAGAAGGAUAUUCAAGAGCUUGAUUUUCAAAUUGUCAUACUUCUAUGGAUGUUAAUAUCACGAGAGAAUCCGAAAAGUAACAGCUUUUACACGAAUGCAGAGUCUAAAAUGAUAACUAACGAACUUUACUAAGAUUUUACUUUUUGAAACUUCCAUGAGAUACUGCGAAUUACUUUCGUAGUGUCAAAUGCUAUGUUGUAUGCUAUGUUAUGAUAGAUAGGCCUUUGUCCAGCAGUGGACGUCUUCCGGCUGAAAUGCUGAUGUAUGUAGAUCUUGUAGAAGGUACUAUACAAUGGAUGAUACUGAUCGCGGUUUGUUGCAUUUUUUUGUCCAUUUCUCAAUAUAAUAAUGAAGAAUUACUUCAUAAAAUAAAUAUGGCGGGUAUUUUAUGAUCCAUUAUAAAUAAAAGGAAGACAUAAAAUGCAAAUAUUUUAUUUA
Leptidea sinapis is the source of this 1476-nucleotide messenger RNA. RefSeq names its product intraflagellar transport protein 57 homolog (gene IFT57). The transcript has a single exon. The coding region runs from base 43 to 1170 and encodes 375 amino acids. Gene Ontology annotation, biological process: intraciliary transport; non-motile cilium assembly. NCBI's taxonomy places the organism in Eukaryota, Metazoa, Arthropoda, Insecta, Lepidoptera, Pieridae. Gene Ontology annotation, cellular component: cilium; intraciliary transport particle B; centrosome. The record is from RefSeq and is a predicted model, not a curated record.